Molecule: messenger RNA, 4832 nt
Organism: Hemiscyllium ocellatum (epaulette shark)
Lineage: Eukaryota; Metazoa; Chordata; Chondrichthyes; Orectolobiformes; Hemiscylliidae
Gene: kdm5c
Product: lysine demethylase 5C
Exons: 23
Coding region: 1149-4832 (1227 amino acids)
Biological process (GO): chromatin remodeling
Cellular component (GO): nucleus
Molecular function (GO): histone demethylase activity; DNA binding
Source: RefSeq, a predicted model, not a curated record
AAGGUAUCGGUCCGCGGAGCUGGGGGAGGGGGGGGCGAAAGGAGAGACACAGACCGUGACACAGAGGGACACACGGACCGUGACAGAGACAGGAGCAGCCUCAGCGCCGUCAGCUCACGGACAGGCGGAGGGACAGACUCCAGCCGCCGCCGCCGCCGCCGCCUUCAACCGUCUCCAAUGGCGGCCUCCCCCCCGUCCCCUCCCCGGGCCUGAGGCCGGACCCGAGACCGGGGCCUGGGGCCUGGGGCCUGAGGCCGAGCCCGAGACCGGGGCCUGAGGCCGAGCCCGAGACCGGGGCCUGGGGCCUGAGGCCGAGCCCGGGCCUGGGGCCGAGCCCGGGCCUGGGGCCGAGACCGGGGCCUGAGGCCGAGCCCGAGCCCGAGCCCGGGGCCUGAGGCCAUCUACCCCCCCCCCUCCAGACCAACCACCCCCGGAGUGGGGGAAGGCCAUUCUGCCCCUCUCCCUGUUUCCUGGCCCACCCGCUGCUGGAGGGGAGGGCAGUCUGAGCAUUACCCCCAUUCCUGACCCUUGACCCCUCCCUCUCAUGACCCCCCCCAUCGUCCCAAUUCUCUGUUGACCCCCCCCAUCGUCCCAAUUCUCUGUUGACCCCCCCAUCGUCUCAAUUCUCUAUUGACCCCCCCAUCGUCCUAAUUCUCUGUUGACCCCCCCAUCGUCUCAAUUCUCUGUUGACCCCCCCAUCGUCUCAAUUCUCUGUUGACCCCCCAUCGUCCUAAUUCUCUAUUGACCCCCCCAUCGCUCCCUUGAAUCCUAACUCCCCCUCUUGACACCCAAGCUGUCCCCUUGAUCCUACUCCCUCAACCAAAUUUCCUUGACCCCCCCCCCCCCCCCUCGCUGCAGAGGGAGCUCCGUCUCUCCCUGACCUCGCCCUUCGACCAGGUUCCCCUCAUUUGCUUUUCCUUGUUGCUUUUGAGGCCUUUUUUCUUAAAGAAAACGGCACCAUCGACUUGCCCUUUCACCCUCUUUCUCCCCCCCCCUUAGACCUGGGGGAAACAGUGAGUGAUUGAGGUAAGGAGGGGGGGGGGGGAAGUGAUCGGGUUUCCCCCCCCUUACCGUCCUCCCCAAUCCCCAGCCCCUGGGGGUGGGCGGUUUGGCACCAGGGGAUUGAAGCUGUCGCCGCCGCCAGGACAAUGUCGGAGUACGAGGAGUUUGUGGCACCUCCUGAGUGCCCAGUCUUCGAGCCGAGCUGGGAGGAGUUUGCGGACCCUAUGGGCUACAUCGCCAAGAUCAGGCCCAUCGCGGAGAAGAGUGGUAUCUGCAAGAUCAGACCGCCGCUGGACUGGCAGCCCCCGUUUGCCGUUGAGGUGGAUAACUUCAAGUUCACUCCACGGAUCCAGCGCCUCAACGAGUUGGAGGCGCAGACCCGAGUGAAGUUAAACUUCCUGGAUCAGAUCGCCAAGUUCUGGGAGCUCCAGGGGUCCACAUUAAAAAUUCCCAACGUGGAGCGGCGUAUCUUAGACUUGUACAGUCUGAACAAGAUUGUCAUCGAGGAGGGAGGCUAUGAAGCCAUCUGUAGGGACCGGCGGUGGUCUAGGGUAGCCCAGCGGCUGGGCUAUCCACCUGGGAAGGGGAUCGGAUCCCUGCUGCGCUCUCACUACGAGAGGGUCAUCUAUCCUUUCGACACCUUCCAGUCCGGAGCCAGCCUAGCGUGCCAGCCUGGCCCACAGAUCGACAGUGAGGAAAAAGACCGUGAGUACAAGCCUCACAGUAUCCCUCUGCGGCAGUCAGUGCAGCCCUCCAAGAUGAACAGCUACGGCCGCAGAGCCAAGCGACUGCAGGCUGAGACGGAGCCCACAGAGGCAGACAUCGCCAAGAAUCCCGAACUGAAGAAGCUGCAGAUUUAUGGGGCCGGUCCGAAGAUGGUGGGACUGGGGUUAGUGGUGAAAGACCGGGCCAACAGGAAGAGAGAUAAAGACUGCCUGGACUGCCCUCCAACGCUGGUGGUGAAGGAGGAGAUGGUCCCGGACCCCAAGCUGCAAUAUACUCUGGAGCCGUGCCCACUGGUCAAGGAGGAGAAGGCAGCUCCCACCAGCUGUACCAAACGCGCCAUGAGGCUACGCAAGGGAGCCACCUCACCCCAGUUUGCUGAGUCCUACGUCUGUAUCAUCUGUUCCCGACACGUGGACCAAGAGAAGCUGGUGUUGUGUGAGGGCUGUGAGGACAGUUACCACACGUUCUGCCUUAUCCCGCCUCUCCCCGAGAUCCCGAAAGGAGAUUGGAGAUGUCCCAAGUGUGUGGUUGAGGAGUGUAAGAAACCAGCCGAGGCAUUUGGCUUUGAGCAGGCGACGAGAGAGUACACGCUGCAGAGUUUUGGGGAGAUGGCCGAUACCUUCAAAUCCGACUACUUCAACAUGCCUGUACAUAUGGUACCGACGGAGCUGGUGGAGAAGGAGUUCUGGCGGUUGGUCAGCAGUAUUGAGGAGGAUGUGACGGUGGAGUAUGGAGCUGACAUUCAUUCCAAGGAGUUCGGCAGCGGCUUCCCCAACAAAGGAGGCAAACGGCAGCUCGCCCCCGAGGAGGAGCAGUACACGGAGUGUGGCUGGAACCUCAAUGUGAUGCCUGUCCUGGACCAGUCAGUGCUGUGCCACAUCAAUGCGGACAUCUCGGGAAUGAAGGUGCCCUGGCUCUACGUGGGCAUGUGCUUUGCGGCCUUCUGUUGGCACAUCGAGGAUCAUUGGAGCUAUUCCAUUAACUACCUGCACUGGGGUGAGCCCAAGACCUGGUAUGGCGUCCCCUCGUAUGCAGCCGAGCAGCUGGAGGCGGUGAUGAAGAAGUUGACCCCGGAACUGUUUGAGAGCCAGCCCGACCUCCUGCACCAACUGGUCACCAUCAUGAACCCCAACAUCCUCAUGUCUCACGGUGUCCCGGUGGUCCGUACUAACCAGUGUGCCGGAGAGUUUGUGAUCACCUUCCCAAGGGCCUACCACAGUGGCUUCAACCAAGGCUACAACUUCGCUGAGGCAGUCAACUUCUGCACCGCUGACUGGCUCCCAGCUGGGCGUCGCUGUAUUGAACAUUACCGCUGGCUGAGGCGUUACUGCGUGUUCUCCCACGAGGAGCUGAUCUGUAAGAUGGCAGCGUGUGCAGAGAAGCUGGACCUCAACCUGGCAGCUGCUGUUCACAAGGAGAUGUUCAUCAUGGUCCAGGAGGAACGCAAACUCCGCAAGUCCCUGCUGGACAAGGGUAUCAGCGAGGCAGAGCGAGAAGCCUUUGAGCUCCUGCCUGACGAUGAGAGACAGUGCGACAAGUGUAAGACGACCUGUUUCCUGUCGGCACUGGCCUGUUACGACUGUCCAGAGAGGCUGGUGUGUCUGUACCACAUUGAUGAUCUAUGCAACUGCCCUCCCAACAGGCACUAUCUCAGGUAUCGGUACACCCUGGAUGAGCUGCCGGCCAUGCUGCACAAGCUGAAGAUCCGCGCAGAGUCCUUCGACACCUGGGGGAGCAAAGUCAAGACAGCGCUGGAGAUGGAAGGCCAGCAGAAGAAAACUCUGGACGACCUGAAGGCCCUGGUCACAGAGGCCAAAGAGAAGAAGUUUCCGGAGAACCGGCUCCUGCAGCAGCUGAAGGGCAGCAUCGAGGAGGUGGAGAAAUGUGUGGCCGAGGCUGUUCAGCUGGCUUCCACUCACAAAGGGGACAGGCCGCAGCAGGAAGGUGGGAAGUCUCCGGUGAAGCUGACCGUGGGUGAGCUGCGGUUCUUCAUUGAGCAGCUCCAGGGCCUGCCCUGUGUCAUCACUCAGAUCCAGGAGGUCCAGGAGCUGCUGGAGGACGUGGAGAAGUUCCAAACGCAGACCCAGGCUGCCCUGAAGGAACUUCCUGCCAACUCCCAGGAGUUCCGCCAGCUGAUCGAGCAGGGCCAGCGGUUCGCCGUGGAGCUCCCGGAGAUUGCCAAACUGCAGCACGAGGCGCAGCAGGCUGAGUGGCUGGACCAAGUGCGAGAGACUCUGGCUGCCUCUGGCCGGGUCACCCUGGAGCUGAUGAGGCCUCUGAUCGAGGCCGGCUCCAAACUCUCCUCGAACCCAGCCGUGGAGAAGGCAAUGGCAGAGCUGCAGGAACUGCUCACCAUCUCCGAGCGCUGGGAGGAGAAAGCGCAAAUCUGCCUGGAGGCCAGACAGAAGCAUGCCCCUGCCACCCUCGAGGCGAUCAUUAAGGAAGCAGAGAACAUCCCGGUCGAGCUGCCCAACAUCGUGGCCCUGAAGGGGGCGCUGUCCAAAGCCAGGGCCUGGAUUGCUGACGUUGAGGAAAUACAGAAUGGAGAUCACUAUCCCUGUCUGGAUGACCUGGAGGGACUGGUGGCAGUGGGCCGGGAUUUGCCAGUGAGGAUGGAAGAAUUACCUCACCUCGAGAGUCAAGUGACAACUGCCCAUUCCUGGAGAGAGAAGGCAGCGAAGACCUUUCUGAAGAAGAACUCCUGUUACACGCUGUUAGAGGUGCUGUGUCCCUGUGCUGAUGCUGGCUCUGAUACUGUCCGCAUGAACAAGUGGAGGAAAGCGAGGGAGUGCGUGUUGGAUAAAGCUGACACCGAUGGCCUUGGGCUCUCUGCUCAGGAUCUCCGGGACCCCGGAUCGAUAGUGAGGCCCUGCUGCUGCAGUCUGUCUUCUCCUUUCCAGGCCCCGGGCUGGGGGCCGCUGACUGGGCACUGGUCCCGGAUCGGGACAAAACCGCGGGAGGGACGGCCGCGGGGAACAACAGAGAGACCCGGCUGUACCGUCUCUGGGCUGGAAGGAGGCCGGGGUUUUGUCCCUCAGUCUCUCCCGCUGCCUGGUUCCUCGCUGGGGCAGGGUCCUCACCAUCUGCACCGGAGCCAGCUCUGA